AUGUCUCAACAACAUAUGGAAGAUUCUAGUGAUGAAAAUGAAGUGAAUAAUAGAAAUCGAAUGGAUCGAGGAGCAUCAUCAGAUGGUUUGGAAUUAGUUCCGACAAUGCUUAAAAUAAAACAAAUUAUUUUACUUCGACAUAAAGAAUUUCUUCAAUUAUUAAAUGAAUUUAAUAAAACAUUAGAAAUGUUUACAAGAGAUGAACCAUGUUAUUUACAAUUUAAUAUUGUACCACAAACUGAUUCGAAUAUAUUUUGGAAAGCAUUAAUUCGUAUUCGAUGUUCAAAAAUGACAAGAGGUGAUCAAAGUAUAUCCAAUGAAAUUAUUUUAAAUUUACACCAAUUUUUAUCUGUACAUCAAUCAUUAUGUCAACAAAUAUCAACAUUACAAAAAUGUCCAUCAUCAUCAUUAUUUAAUUCAUCAGCAACAACAACAAAAGAAAAUUCAUCCUCUUUUUCAACUGCGAAAUUAUCAUUUACUGUACCUAAUGAUAAUGAAUGUUGUAUUUGUAUGGAUCGUCAACCAAAUCUAGUUUUGCCUUGUACACAUAAAUUUUGUGAUGAAUGUUUUCAGCAAUGGUCUUCUCAAACUUCGCCAACAUCAUCUCAAACAUGUCCUCUAUGUCGUGUAGAUAUAAAUAGUGAUAGUGGUUUUCUACUUGCUGAAAAACCUAAAUAUGAUAAUGUUAAAAAGAUGCUUACUGAAUCUAUAUUAUCAUUACCAGAUGAUUAUAAAACUCCUGGUCAUGAUAGAACAUCAAUGACUCGAAGUUAUCGAGAAUGA
Messenger RNA from Adineta steineri, 783 nucleotides. Lineage: Eukaryota; Metazoa; Rotifera; Eurotatoria; Adinetida; Adinetidae. The record is from the annotation of a GenBank genome assembly.